CUAGAAAACUCCUCUCUCACUACAGGGACUUCUAUUCGGGGAGAAGAAGCGGGACCUUGGACCCGGACGCUUCCCCCUCCCCCUUCCCUCUUCUCGGGCCCUUGCUCAGGGUUUUGCUCCAGAUCUGACUGCUUUCGACCCGGUUUCUCAGAUCCCUAGGGAUUUAUUCUCAUAUAUUUAAGAGAAAUCUUGAGGAGAUCAAAGGAAGGCAGAGAUCCAGAGUAGUUUGGAAUUUGUUUCUCUCUCUCUUUUUUUUUUUUAUAAAAUAUUGUUCUGGUUGUUGUUGGGCUUGUAAGGAUGGCGGAGAAUUCAGUGCAAUCGCGGUAUGUGAAGCUAACGAAGGAUCAAGAGGUGCCGGUGGAGGAGAUUCGCCCUGGAGAACUGAAUCAGCCCGUUCGUGUUCCCCAGUUGGAGGUUCGUAGAUGUAACGAGUGCGGGCAACCCUUGCCGGAAAGCUAUGAGCCACCAGCAGAUGAACCCUGGAUGACUGGAAUCUUUGGCUGUGCCGAGGAUCCUGAGAGCUGUUGGACUGGAUUAUUCUGUCCGUGUGUAUUGUUUGGGCGUAAUGUUGAGAGACUGAGAGAAGAUAUACCCUGGACAAGACCUUGCACUUGCCAUGCUAUCUUUGUUGAGGGUGGUAUUGCACUGGCAGCAGCUACGGCUGUGUUGCAUGGCAUUGACCCAAGAACACCAUUUCUAAUCGGAGAAGGACUGUUGUUUACUUGGUGGAUGUGUGGAAUCUAUAUUGGUAUUUUCCGGCAAUCACUGCAGAAGAAAUAUCAUCUCAAGAACUCUCCAUGUGACCCUUGUAUGGUCCAUUGCUGCAUGCAUUGGUGUGCCAUCUGUCAAGAGCAUCGAGAAAUGAAAAGUCGCCUGUCUGAUAAUGUCGUUAUGCCGAUGACUGUCGUGAACCCACCUCCAGUGCAGGAAAUGAGCAUGAAUGAGAAUCAUGGUUCCACUGCCUCUGCUACAGGUGCUCAACAGAAUGAACAUGCCAGUUUGGGGAUACAAGCUUUAUAGAUGGUGUAUUCUGUGAUAGGUAAGAUUACAGGAAUUUUUGGAUAUAAGAAUGCUUGCUGGAAAAUUAGCCAUUCCCUUCUUUCUCCUUUUUUUUUUCCUUUCCCUCUUUGAAAAAUUCUCUUAUUAAGAUACUUUACCGGACGCCUAGUUAUACCUCAAGAGCUUUUCUUUCGCCAUUUUUAGUUCUUUGGUGGACACUGAAUGGGUGCAACUCUAGAAACUAUGGAUCUGUUAUUCAUGUAAAGUUUAAAAUCCUAUCCUUGUUGGUUCAACUUCAAAAAUAUUGCAGCUUUCUUAGAGUUCAGCCAAUGAUUUGGCAUUCAUCA
This is a messenger RNA of Phoenix dactylifera (date palm), 1346 nucleotides long. RefSeq names its product cell number regulator 6-like. The record is from RefSeq and is a predicted model, not a curated record. Lineage: Eukaryota; Viridiplantae; Streptophyta; Magnoliopsida; Arecales; Arecaceae.